This is a messenger RNA of Babesia ovata, 1290 nucleotides long. RefSeq lists its product as uncharacterized. The transcript is spliced from 3 exons. Bases 1 to 1290 code for a protein of 429 amino acids. Lineage: Eukaryota; Apicomplexa; Aconoidasida; Piroplasmida; Babesiidae. The record is from RefSeq and is a predicted model, not a curated record.
AUGAUGAAACGCAGCUACGAAGAUCCGUCGCUCGAGCUUAUCGGCCGUUCCGCAGCUGAGCGGCGGUUGGACCGUUUCUACAAUCGCCAGAGAUCUCAGUUGCGCAAAACCACUAAUAAGGAUGGGUAUGCAAUAGAAAGAAAAGUGGUUGAAAAGAAGGAGUUACCUUUUCAACCAAGUGAUCACACCGCCACCUCGUCGCCUUCCACAAUUCGCUGUGAUGCGCCGAGUGCUCGUAAGAGUGUGAGAGAUAUACUAAUCGACCUAUCGCAGCGGCACUUGCCGCACCGUGGCCGAUUUGCUAAAAGCCUGAAGCUUCUGACAAAGCUGUGCGUCGGCUAUCUGUCAGACCGCGCUAACGCGGAGUACGCCGGCUUAUCUCUGGACGAUUUUUACCGUGUAUUCGCCAAGUUGGAACGUAUUUUCGUUAUCGAAUUUGGCGGGGAUGUGCCCAAGGACUGUGUCGACAUAAAGAGCGCCGUGUUGGAAUUCGUAGAGUUUGUGGUUGACCGUCUGAUCGUCGAAGGUGACGCCUCACCAGUUCAUAGGCAGUUGUUGCAUCUCCUAAAGCUUGACCUGGGUUACGCUACGUCACUGUGGUACGAGAACGACUCGUUUCGUUUCCAUGCGGUAUUGUCGCAAUUGGAGUCGCAUUUCAAGCGUUUUGAGGCAGUCGCUUCGGAACCAGAUUUAUCGGCUGACCCCGGAACCUCAUAUACCAGGUCUUCUGUUCUGUCAUACCCCGCUGAAGCCUCCGGUGCCCAAAGUGACUCACCUACAGCUCCAUCAAACAAUGUAGGGGGGUCAUGCGAAUCGCCGCCUGGCCAGGAUGGAAACACUGAAGGACCUGUAUCCAACUUAGAAAAGGCAGCAGAAGCGUCGCAUGAAUCCAAAAAAAGCGAAGGUGAUUCACCAACGCCUCAGACAGCUGCUGAUCUACCGGAACCCACCUUGCCCAGCGAAAAAGAGCUGCAUUAUUUGCAGAAGCAGGCCUUCGUUCGCGCGCUAGCUGUAGUAUUUGGAUUCUCUUCAUACCCUUGGGCCAAAGUGAGCAUAGAGACCUUGUUUCAGAAAGUUUACCUACGUCGCGAACUCUUCUGUAACACCGAUCAACAGCGUAUAACGGAUUGGCAGCGCCACAUAAAGGCAUCUAAGGGCAAGACUUUCAAGGGCGGCCUCACGCCCCUUAACAUCGGCGAAUCGAGCUUCCAAGUACAGGACGCCCGUGACGAGAAGAUCGUAUGCGUGCAUGGCUCCCAGGUGUGGAGCAACCGCCAGUUUGGCAUAUAG